Numida meleagris (helmeted guineafowl) is the source of this 2479-nucleotide messenger RNA. RefSeq names its product protein phosphatase 1 regulatory inhibitor subunit 14D (gene PPP1R14D). Gene Ontology annotation, cellular component: cytoplasm. The record is from RefSeq and is a predicted model, not a curated record. Lineage: Eukaryota; Metazoa; Chordata; Aves; Galliformes; Numididae. Gene Ontology annotation, molecular function: protein serine/threonine phosphatase inhibitor activity. Gene Ontology annotation, biological process: regulation of phosphorylation.
UCCCUGCUUCACUUGGCUUGUUUUAACAGCAGAUGUUAUUACACCAAGCCAUCUCCCCUCCCUCCCCGCUCAUCAGUAGCACCUGUUGUGAAACCCAAGAGCCUACUCUGGUAACACUGCCUGCAGUGCACACUGUGGCUCCCUGCCUCGCUCCCUGGCAUCACCAAUGCUGCCUGCCUUUGGUGUCUGCGAGUGGCUUGUGUUGUGAGCCAGGAGCUGCAGGGAGACACCGGCUACAAGACAGGAGAGCAGUCAGGAGCAGAGAGGAGGAAGCAGUGAGGAUGGCCAGCAACUCCAGUGCAUUGCCCCGGGUGACUUUCCAGACUCCAGAGAAACCUGGGGAGGAAUCGUCACACAGGAAACUGGGCAAGCUAACCAUAAAGUACAACCGCAAAGACCUACAGCGCUGGCUAGACCUGGAGGAGUGGAUCAAUGCCCGGCUGCAGGAGCUGUACCAGUUCCCGCUAAGAGAGAAAACAGAUGCAGAAGUUCCUGGACCAGUAAUUGACCUUGAAGAUCUCCUGGAGGUCCCUAAUGAAGAACAGAAAUUAAAACUACAGGAAAUCCUCCAUGAGUGCUCCAGCCCAACAGAGGACUUCAUUACGGAAUUGCUCAGUCGAUUGAAAGGUCUCCGGAGAAUCACCAAUCCUCAGAAGAGACUACCUCACCCAUAAGAGACAUCCAGCUUGGGUCACAAGGAAAAAUGCGUCUUCCCCAUACAAAACACAUCAGCAAGGUCACUUCAGAAUAUGUUUAGGAUUUAUUAAGAAACAUCACCAAGUUUGUGAACUUUAUACCAGUGGCUUGAAGUCCCUGCUCCUUCCAGAUCUACGUGCACAGCAGGAAGCUAAACUGUAUGUUUUCCCGAUUCUUAAAAGGCAUUUUAACCUGGGGAACAGGACAAGAAAUCCUCCCUUCAGUUUCUUCUAGGAAUUUCCAAGCUGGCUUGGGAGCACCAAAUACAAUUCUCAGGAGCACAUCAAAACUUCCUUCUUUCCAUCCGCAGCAAGGGAAACAAGGCACUGGUUAUCACUCCUUCAUCAACAUGGAAAGUCGGUUACUGCAAAGCUGCACCCUGUUUCAAGUCUGGCUGGGACCCAACUGCGAUCUUUUGCCUGUUACUGCUGUACCUGGCUCUACAGCAUUUGUAGACCUUGGUAGGUCUUAUUAAGCCUCUGUUAGUCACAAAGGUUCAAUAGAAAAUAUACAGUAGGAUCAAAUGAAAACAUCCAAGUGCAUCUGGUCAAUACUUAAGGGGAAGCUGACAAAAUGGCUGCUAAGGCUAAUGGAAGAGAAGUGUUUUUCCUCUUCACAGAAUUUAGAACUUGAUGAUUUAGAAGCAUCUCCUACAGGAGUGAGGCGUAGGAAUGAUUUUUCUCACCAUUUAAAAAGACUCUGUAAAAUACUUAUUUUGUAUAUUAAAACAGAGAAAAUCAGCUAUGUGCUGCCUCAAAUUGCUCUCUUUUUAGACACUACAGAAAAAUUGAACUGAAAACAUACCUGCUCCUAAGCAGCAAGACUUUCACAGACAGGUAGGUCUCACAAAUUAGAAGUAGGACACAGCCUUGCUGCACAAACUCUUCAGGCUAUAACUAAUGUGUGGCUGGAAAAAUACAGAGGAAACUACAUCCAGGCUCUCAGCAAGUCAGUAACUUGACACACGUUGCAGGGAACUAAGACAUCAAAUGCAGGAGGACUGCACAGGCAGAGCAGUCUCCCACGUUAUGUCCCUAUACUCCCAUGCCUGCCAUCCAAACAUGAGAGAUGAAUUGCUGAGUUGCAUCUGGAAGGACUUCCAUGUACCAAUAUGUACCAAGGGUCAUGUGCCUUGGCUGGCUUGGUACGAGGCCAACAGAACACCUGCCUGCCCUCAUGAAGUCUCCAAUUUAUAAGAAAAACAACAAAAAUACGCAGUCUAGGUUUGCACCUGCUGCAAAUCUGGCAUUGCUCAUGGAUUCACACCUGCUGACACUGAAGAAUCACAGCUGUCAAGAAGGGAAAGCAGCAUAGUACCAAAGAACUCUGAGCACUGUUAACAUCACAGACUCAGUUCAAACAGAAGUUCAAGUGGAAGACCCUGUUGGACAGGCCCCUGAGCUGUGUCCUAAACUAUAGCUGUAAUUAGCUGCAGUGUAAGUUCACAGAUAUCCAGAUUAAUUACACAUUCUAAGAAGAAGCUUUUAUUCUUCUGAGCUGUGACAGCACAAAGACCUUCAGGGCCAUUCCUCUGGCACAACGGACAGAUUUUUCUCCAUGCAGGGACUUAAUUCUGUAUCCAAGCAAUUUGGAGGGAUGCAGAAGAAAAUUUUUUUUGCUGUACUUUAAAGGUGGACCCAGGGGAAAAAAAAAAAAGGCUUUUGGAACUCUGCUUGAGUAGAAGUUAUCUUUGUGUGUUCUCUGCCAGUAGCAGAAAAAUGAAUAAGCUGCAGCCCCUGUGAUAUGCAGUUUUUCCAGUACAUCAAAACAUUACCAUAGCACA